Messenger RNA from Struthio camelus australis, 3486 nucleotides. Lineage: Eukaryota; Metazoa; Chordata; Aves; Struthioniformes; Struthionidae. The record is from RefSeq and is a predicted model, not a curated record.
GACCUGCAGGCAACUUUGCUGCCCACUCAUGGGAAACCUCACUUCAGGAGAUUCUAUGCCUAGAAACAAUCAACUCUAAAAUGUCUUCUCAAUUAACCAGAAACUCAAUCCAAUUCUGUGCUGAUUAGGAAAACCUGCAAAGCAAUCUGGAUAAGCCAGAAAAGUCAGUGCCCCAAUUAAGUUUGCCAGUGUGAUAACAAAAAUCUAAUUGGGACUUAAGUGUGUACGUUAUAAAGGUUAAGGCAGUGCAUCAAGGGCAUGGUGGCUGUGUUGUACACAAAGGUACUGUGUUAACACUGAAAAGUAGCUUUCAAUACCUCUUAAACAAUGCUUUUUGUUUUUCUUCUUAGAUCAAUGUUCGAGUUGUUACUAUGGAUGCAGAGCUGGAGUUUGCCAUCCAGCCAAAUACUACAGGCAAACAGCUUUUUGACCAGGUGGUUAAAACAAUAGGUUUGCGAGAAGUAUGGUACUUUGGUCUUCAGUAUGUGGACAACAAAGGCUUCCAGACUUGGCUGAAGCUAGAUAAAAAGGUUUCUGCUCAGGAAAUCAGAAAGGAGAACCCCCUCCAGUUCAGGUUCCGUGCCAAGUUCUUCCCAGAGGAUGUGGCCGACGAGCUGAUCCAGGACAUCACGCAGAAGCUCUUCUUUCUGCAGGUGAAGGAAGGGAUCCUCAGCGAUGAGAUCUACUGUCCCCCUGAAACAGCAGUUCUCCUUGGCUCCUAUGCUGUGCAGGCCAAAUUUGGAGACUACAGCAAAGAUGUGCACAAGCCUGGAUACCUUAGUUCAGAGCGUCUGAUCCCCCAAAGGGUGAUGGACCAGCACAAACUCUCCAGAGAGCAGUGGGAAGAGAGGAUCCAAGUUUGGCAUGCUGAACCCAGUGGCAUGCUCAAAGAGAAUGCCAUGCUGGAAUACCUGAAGAUUGCCCAAGACCUGGAGAUGUAUGGAAUCAACUACUUUGAAAUCAAGAAUAAGAAAGGAACUGACCUCUGGCUGGGGGUUGAUGCCCUGGGGCUCAACGUCUAUGAAAAGGAUGACAAGUUGACACCAAAGAUUGGUUUCCCCUGGAGCGAAAUCAGAAACAUCUCUUUCAAUGACAAGAAGUUUGUUAUAAAACCUAUUGACAAGAAGGCACCUGAUUUUGUGUUUUAUGCCCCUCGUCUGAGAAUAAACAAGAGGAUCCUGCAGCUCUGCAUGGGCAACCAUGAGCUGUAUAUGCGGCGCAGGAAGCCUGACACCAUUGAGGUGCAACAGAUGAAAGCCCAGGCCCAGGAGGAGAAGCACCAGAAACAAAUGGAAAGGCAACAGCUAGAAAAUGAAAAGAAGAAAAGGGAGACAAUUGAGAAGGAGAAAGAGCAAAUGCUAAGGGAGAAGGAGGAGCUCCUGUUGAGGCUACAAGAGUAUGAGGUGAAGACUCAGAAAGCAGAGAAAGAGCUCUCAGAUCAGAUCCAAAGAGCUAUUCAGCUGGAGGAGGAGAGGAGACGAGCCCAGGAGGAAGCAGAACGUUUGGAAGCUGAUCGUUUGGCUGCUCUCCAAGCCAAGGAAGAGCUGGAGAGACAAGCUAUUGACCAGAUAAAGAGCCAGGAACAGCUGGCUACAGAGCUCGCAGAGUAUACGGCUAAGAUUGCACUCCUUGAAGAGGCAAGGAAGCGUAAAGAGAGUGAGGUUGAAGAGUGGCAACUCAGAGCAAGGAAGCGUAAAGAGAGUGAGGUUGAAGAGUGGCAACUCAGAGCUAAGGAAGCCCAGGAUGAUCUGGUAAAGACAAAGGAGGAGCUACACUUGGUAAUGACUGCUCCACCUCCACCACCGCCGCCCAUCUAUGAGCCUGUGAACUACCAUGUCCAUGAUAACUUGCAAGAUGAAGGCUCUGAGUACUCUGCCUACAGUGCGGAGUUCUCCAGUGAGGGGAUCAGGGAUGACCGCAAUGAGGAGAAACGUAUUACUGAAGCAGAGAAAAAUGAACGUGUACAAAGGCAAUUGAGGACGCUGACAGAUGAGCUGGCCCAGGCUAGAGAUGAAAACAAGAGGACCCACAAUGAUAUUAUCCACUCAGAGAACAUGCGACAGGGACGUGACAAGUACAAGACACUGCGGCAGAUUCGGCAAGGCAACACCAAGCAGAGAAUUGAUGAGUUCGAGGCAAUGUAAUGAUUCUUACAACAAGAAGGCAGGACUGUGGGAAAGGCAGAUCUUAACACUGUGUUCUUGUUUUGGGGAGGUGUGUUUUGUGGUUUUCUGUUUUGUUUUUUGUUUUUCUCGAGGAGGGGUCACUGUAUGACAUAUUUAUCAAAUGUUCUCUAAACCCAGAGGUGUUUGAAUCGCCCCUUUAUCCCCUACCAUCUACUAAAUUUGGUAUGGUUAAAAAGUCUUACCAUGGAUCCUGGUAACCCUUGCUUAGUGCCAAAAGGCCUUAAGUCAUAUCGUUCUUUAAGCAAGACAAAGUCUAACAGGCCAUGCUUCUAGUGGAAGAUGUGUGUCCUGUGGCAGGUGCUGGAUUCAACUUGGUCUAAAAAUAAGCAAUUGUGGAUGAUUUUUGUGCCAUAUGUCUUUGUAUUUUUUUAGUUACAACAUGAAGUCUAACUGUUGAGAAGAGAAUGUAGAACUCAGGAUCUGCAAGCACCUGUGUGUGUGUGUGCACAUACAUACACUGUUUUUUCUUUUUUUCUUCCCUUCCUCCCCCAAAAGAGAACUGACAACACCUGAGAACUAGUUCACUUAGAAAUGAGACUUUUUGGUUGCUCCUCUCAGUUGGAGAGAUUUUGUAGUGAUGGUUCAGAAAUGUGGCAUAGGAAAACACUCUUUGGUACCCUCCUUGUGUAACAACUAGGCAAAUACUUUUUUGGAAUCUAAUACACUAUAGUGUUUACGUUCCAGCUUCAUUACUGACCAGCUGUAGUGUAGUAUUUAUAUACAUUCUAUAAACAGGCAAUACAUGGAUUGCAAUACUAGUUUAAAAGGGAAAUAAAAGUUUUGCUCUGUAUAUUUUGUUACUUUUCAGAUUUUUACAGAUGCAAGUCUUACGAAAUGCCUAAACAACACUAUAGUCUGAUGUACUGCAAAAGCAGUGCAACUGAUUAUUUGCUAUAAAGCAUUAUUGUAAAGAUCGUUUUUGUACUUAAUGAAAAUUGUGAUAUGUACACAUGAUCCAAUAUAUACAAUUUUACUGCACCUAUUUUUCUAACAAAUUUUCUAAUUUUUUUAAAUGUUUGAUUUAAAGUUUCAGACUCCAAACAUGAAGGGACUGUUUGUUUAUAUCACAGUUGUAUUCUCUCUAUUAGAGAGCAUUUCUGUGAUCACUCCUUCCCCAAUAAUAUUCCUCUUUCUUUGAAAAUCUGUUAGAAAGUAAGAUACAGUAUGUUGUCAGCUCUUCCAUUUACAACAUCUAUGCUGCUUUGUACUUGAGCUAAAUCUUAUUGUGUGUUUUUUUUUAUUUGCAGCAGCAAACAUCUAAAUAAAAGAUCUGCAAGGUAACAAAGGACUUGGAGUUGAA